Molecule: messenger RNA, 2463 nt
Organism: Bicyclus anynana (squinting bush brown)
Lineage: Eukaryota; Metazoa; Arthropoda; Insecta; Lepidoptera; Nymphalidae
Gene: Nipsnap
Product: protein NipSnap
Exons: 6
Coding region: 162-986 (274 amino acids)
Cellular component (GO): mitochondrion
Source: RefSeq, a predicted model, not a curated record
AGCCGAACGAAUCCGAACCGAAGUCAGAAAUCUAUUUUCGAGAUAACCUUCACAGGAGUAAAUGAAUUGAUAACAAGCAGAAAGUAUCGGUGGCCUAUUUUGUAUUUGGUGUUAAAACUAAAAACAAUACCACUAAUAGUGAUAUUUGUUCCAUACUGAAGAUGAAUUCAUUAAAUAAAGUUUUAGUUUUAAGUUCUACGAUACCGAAAAGUGUCAGGCUUAUUUCAACAACAAACUCUCGAUCAAUUUCUGACGAUGGAUGGCUCUCGAAGUUACUUGUGCGAAAGAUAGAACCGACCAAAGAAUCCCAUAGCCGUAUGCUUAGCGACAAGGAGAUUGUAUACGCUUUGCAUACUCACAACAUUCGACCGGACUCGGUGGAUAAAUACUUACAAAACUAUAAAACAUCAGCAGCAUUUGUGGAGUCUCGCAAGUCAGAGUUGGGAUGUGAAUUGGUUGGAUCAUGGACUGUGUCAGUAGGGGAUAUGGAUCAGGCGCUGCAUUUGUGGCGCUAUGUCGGUGGUUUUGAGAAGAUUGACAAGGCCAAGAUUCUUUUCAAAGAAAAUCCUGAUUAUAGUGCUCUUGAAAAGGAGAGAGGCAAUUUUGUGAGAUCGCGCCAUCUCCAGUAUUUACUAGCGUUUAGCUUCUGGCCUUCAGGGGAGCCGCGGACGGACAAAAACAUUUAUGAGAUUAGAUCUUACAGUUUAAAACCAGGCACAAUGAUUGAAUGGGGAAACAACUGGGCCCGCGGUCUCACCUACAGACGCUCGCAGAAUGAAGCGUUCGCUGGAUACUUCUCCCAAAUUGGCCGACUGUACAAUGUCCAUCACAUUUGGUGCUACAAAGAUCUCCAAGCGCGGCGCGAGACCCGCGAGAGCACGUGGCGCAACCCGGGCUGGGACGAGUGCGUGGCGUACACCGUGCCGCUCAUCCGGGAGAUGCACUGCCGCAUCCUGGAGCCCACAGAGUUCUCGCCUACGCAAUAAGCUACACUCGCGAUACGUAUCCUAGGAUAAAAGGGACUGUACAAAUGACUUUGGCAGCUAUUCAUGUCUACAACUAUGUCCUACUAAUAUUAUAAACGCGAAAGUUUGUAUGUUUGUUACUCUUUAACGCUGCAACUACUGAACUGAAAUUUGGAAUGGAAAUAGAUUUUACUCUGAUUUAACACAUAGGCUAUACUCUUUGUCCCGAAAAAUUCUAUUCUGAUUCUGAUGAUUUUAAUGGUAUGAAUGUUUGUUACUCGUUCCACGCCGCGAUUAUGAAUCACCUGGAAUUUGAAGUAGAGAUAUAUUAUAGUCUGGAUUAACAAGUAGGCUACUUUUUGUCCGGGAAAAAUCCAUGGUUCCCGAGGGAUUUGUAAAAAACCAAAUUACACGCGGGCAUCCGCUAGCCCCCCCGUCGACUGCAUAUCAUUGGAGUGUCAUCAACAAACUUGCCAAGCUAUAGUGUUGUAUCCGCAGCAGAAUGUGAGGUGAGGCGAGGCAAUACCUACAGUUUGAACGGUCAGGAGGGUUAUUAUAUAUCUCAGACCUCGGUGUAUCUACCAUUUUUUUAACCAAAUAACAUAUUUGUGGUCAUUUGACGCAGUGGCAUUACAGCAGUGUGAUAGUUGUAAGUGGUAACGUUCAACGAAAAACCGUUGUCGUAAUUUCGUUGAAAUAAUCGUAUUAGAUGAUCAUAAAAAAUAUAACGGCCUCUUGUUGUAAAAUGGCGUAGCCAUGAUCAUGAUCACAAAAACGACGUGUUGACUCAUUAUUUGAGUGCUACGAGUACACCAAGAUACAUAAUGAUUACCUACUGAAAAUCAAGUUGUAAUUAAAUUGUACUAAAAAUAGUGAUUAUUGAAAAUCAAGUUGUAUACAAAAAAUAUAUACUCAAUAUGCUGAGUAUCUGAAUUUUCGUCGUAAUGGUAAAUAAUAUACUAAAGUCCAAAAUUUCUACAAGUAUUUCAAACACUACAUUUCGUAUGUGUGAAAAUUACAUAGUCCUCGUCAUAAUAUCUAGGGUUAUACUAAAUUAAGAAGUAAUAGAGUUCUGUAGUUGGACUUAUUGGAUUUGGAGAUAUUAGGGCGUUUAAAUUUUUAAUAAACAAGUGUGUAGGACGUGUAUUUUUUAAAUUGAGCCUUUAAGCAUGUUGUAAUCCAAAAUUUUGCCUUGCAUUUAUAUAACCUCAAAAUUGAAUUUAAUAAUAUGUUGAAUAAUUAUUAAGAAAGUUUUAUCAUGUCUUGUCAAACAUGUUUUUUAGGUAUAGUGUUACAACAUAUCGUCACUCGAAGUGAACCUUAGGAUACGUAUCUAAAAUAAUUGAACCAUCAUCCCUAGACUAAGUCAAAGUAAUAAUGUAAAUAGAAAUGUAAAUCACACAAAUGUUUUAUAACCGUCUAAGCGUAACUGCGGCAUUUUUAAUGGCUAAAGAUGAAAUCAAAUAUUUAAAAUAAAAUGUUAUACCUUUACAAAUUA